This is a messenger RNA of Nothobranchius furzeri (turquoise killifish), 3487 nucleotides long. It is a transcript of the gene loxl3b, whose product is annotated as lysyl oxidase-like 3b. Gene Ontology annotation, cellular component: membrane. Gene Ontology annotation, molecular function: protein-lysine 6-oxidase activity; copper ion binding. Gene Ontology annotation, biological process: peptidyl-lysine oxidation; collagen fibril organization. NCBI's taxonomy places the organism in Eukaryota, Metazoa, Chordata, Actinopteri, Cyprinodontiformes, Nothobranchiidae. The record is from RefSeq and is a predicted model, not a curated record.
UACGGAGCCAUAUGAAAAGGGUUAGUGUCUUUCCAGGGAAUACAUUUGCCCCUCCUAGUUCAGAGUCCUCCUCCUCUGCCUCCUCCUCCUUCUUCUCAAUGAAAGCUGCACAGCUGGCAAUUUAUAUACAAGGCUGUUCCUAAGAACUAAUUGGGUGUUUGUAGACCAUCGCCUCACAAACUGUACCUGCGUCUAAUAGAGAGCAUGAGUUAAAACUAAAAACUGUGAUUUUUAUGAGAGGGUUUAGAUCUGGAUCUUCAGACUCCGCUGGAACCGUUAUAACCUCCUCCUCCAAAGCUACAACGAUGGGAAAGCCCAGGCACAGACAACAGUUGGUGCUCACCCUACUGUUCGGGCUGUGGUUUCCUUGUUGUUUAACCCAGACCACACCACCAAGCAGGACCAACCUGGGCCCAACCCCAUCAUCAUCCCCUCAGACCGAACGGCUGAAGGUCAGACUAGCUGGAUAUCCCCGGAAACACAACGAGGGGCGGAUAGAGCUGUUUUAUAAGGGGGAGUGGGGAACCAUCUGUGAUGACGACUUCUCUACAGCCAACGCCAACGUUCUCUGUCGUCAGAUGGGUUUCGUUUCAGCUACAGGGUGGACCCACAGUGCCAAAUAUGGAAAAGGUCAAGGUAAAAUCUGGCUGGAUAACGUUUUGUGUAACGGAGGUGAGAAAAGCAUUGAAUUCUGUAAGUCUCGGGGCUGGGGCAACAGCGACUGCACUCACGACGAAGACGCUGGCGUUGUUUGCAAAGAUGAGAGGAUUCCCGGCUUUGUGGACUCCAAUGUGAUCGAUACACAAGUGGAUGAGAGCAAGGUGGAGGAGGUGCGACUCCGCCCAGUUGUUGUCACGGCCAAGAAGAAGCUGCCCAUUACGGAGGGCGUGGUGGAGGUGAAACACAAAGAUGGCUGGGCGCAGAUUUGUGACCUGGGAUGGACAAUCAAAAACACUCGUGUGGUCUGUGGCAUGCUGGGAUUCCCACAUGAAAGGAAGGUCAACAAGAACUUUUACAAACUGAAAAAGCAAGCAGCUGAGAAGGUCUCCAGUCCAAAGGCUGGUAGAAGGAAGUCAUCCAUAGCUAAAGAUAAACCGAGCAGUCCUGGCAAAAGGUUGUAUUUGGAGCGUCAGAAGAACUUCUUCCUCAUUCACUCUGUGGGCUGUACCGGCACCGAGGUCCACCUCGCAGCCUGUCCCAUGGAGUUCAGCAAACCCAACGCCACAUGGCCCUGUACAGGAGGCAUGCCCGCUGUUGUCAACUGCAUGCCCGGCCCACUUUUCACGCAAAACAGCAGUUUGAAAAAGAAAAUCAAAGUUUCGAGCAACGUGAGGCUGAAGGGAGGUGCCAGGAUGGGAGAAGGCCGGGUGGAGGUUCUGAAGGACAGCGAGUGGGGGACCGUGUGUGACGACCGCUGGAACCUGCAGUCAGCCAGCGUGGUCUGCAGGGAGCUGGGCUUCGGCAGCGCAAAGGAGGCCCUGACUGGAGCACGCAUGGGACAAGGGAUGGGUCCGAUCCACAUGAACGAGGUGAAGUGUCUUGGAAACGAGAAGUCGGUCUGGAGCUGCCCAUUUAAAAACAUCACCGCUGAAGACUGCAAACACGUGGAGGAUGCUGCGGUCCGCUGCAACACGCCUUACAUGGGCCUCGAGAACUCGAUCCGAAUUACAGGAGGACGAACACGCCACGAGGGCCGUGUUGAGGUCCUGAGCUCGGACUCUGAUGGGACAGAGACAUGGGGUCUGAUCUGUGGUGAGAACUGGACCACCAAAGAAGCCAUGGUGGCCUGCAGGCAGCUGGGUCUAGGCUACGCUAACCAGGGCCUGCAAGAAACCUGGUACUGGGACAGCAGCAAUGUGACGGAGAUGGUGAUGAGCGGUGUGAAGUGCACAGGAAACGAGAUGGCUCUGAGCCAAUGCCAACAUCACAAAACCGUCAACUGCCAAAGAGCUGCAGCAAAGUUUGCAGCUGGAGUCAUCUGCUCAGAGACGGCCUCUGAUCUGGUCCUGAAUGCAUCUCUUGUCCAGCAGACGGUUUAUAUUGAGGAUCGUCCUCUGCAUAUGCUUUACUGUGCUGCUGAGGAGAACUGCCUGUCCAAAUCUGCUGCUAAAGCCAACUGGCCAUACGGACACAGACGACUGCUUCGAUUCUCAUCUGAGAUCCACAACAUUGGGCGAGCUGACUUUAAGCCGAAAGCAGGACGCCACUCGUGGGUCUGGCACGCCUGUCAUGGUCAUUAUCACAGCAUGGAUAUCUUCACCCACUACGACCUGCUGAAUGCAAACGGUACCAAGGUGGCAGAGGGUCACAAAGCCAGCUUCUGCCUGGAAGACACCGACUGUCAGGAGGGUGUAUCUAAGAGGUACGAGUGUGCCAACUUUGGUGAUCAGGGCAUCACGGUCGGUUGCUGGGAUUUGUACCGCCAUGACAUCGACUGCCAGUGGAUCGACAUCACAGAUGUCAAACCUGGAAACUACAUUUUACAGGUUGUCAUCAAUCCAAAUAAUGAAGUGGCAGAAAGCGACUUUACCAACAACGCCAUGAAAUGCAACUGCAAAUAUGACGGACAUCGGAUCUGGCUGCAUAACUGCCACAUUGGUGAUGCACUCAGCGAGGAGGCAGAGAGGAGAUUUGAGAAAUAUCCUGGACAGCUGAACAACAAGAUCUCCUAAAACAUCAACAGAGAGCUAGCUAACUCGGAGAGGAAACCAAAAAACCUUCAGUUCAGGUGCUAACAUGGAUCUCUGCCAUGUAAUCUUUGAAUAGUAUGUCUUGUUUUACACUUGAAUAAUCAAGUGUAAUUCUUUUCUAAUCUAAAUAAGCUUAUGCUUCUUUUUUUCUUUUUUUUGCAGACUUAAAGUUGGUGUAUGAUAAAUGUAAAACCUUCUCUUGAUGGUUUUCCUUGUUUUAAAAAUCAAAAAAAUCAUGUAUUUUUCUUUUUUGUGUUUUAUUUGGUUUUAGUGUGCAUAUUUUGACCUUGGAACCAGAUGAAUCUGUGAGCUGGUGUCUUAAUUUCUUUGGCCCUGUGUCCUUAUCUGGUUGUCAGCAGGUUAAACACUCCUGCCUGCAGGAGAACUAAUCUCAGGCAUCUCCAGAGAAAGAUGCAGCUCCUCCUGAAUCAGGCCUGACUUGGUCUCAACUUGAUGCUUCACUCCGAAUUGCUCAAGCAUUUCAUGUAAAUGAACACGAACACACAACCUCAAGGCUUUCUGUAUCUACAUUUGAACAUGUUUUUUUAAUCACCUAGUCAGUAUUUGUGAAUAUAUUUAUUGUCACCAUCAAGGUGCUCAAAACGUGUUCCCGAGUGAUCAAAACCGGUGUGACACUGCUUCAGUCUAGAUUCACUUCAGGCUGUAGAGUCAAGGCUGAACUGUAAAAACAACACCCGCCUGUUUAUGCUGAUGUAACCACACCUUCUACACCAAAUAAAGCCAAACGGAAAUGAUCAACUGUUUCUAAGACAUUAAACAUCUGCGAUCCAAACUCA